AUGAAUCGCCUGAGGGAGGAAAACUACGUGGCAAGCUGCAGAUUACUUCAGCAUGCUGCCCUAACAGGCCUGAUCACGAUACCCAUCACAUAUGGAGACGACCUCCUAACAUGUACGUGUAUGAUGCUGCUGUCGAUCUGCUCGUACAUGAUUCACACCUCCAUUGCGAGUGGCUCACUUCGGCCGUCUACCCGAGCAUUGCGAAUUCUCUUCUGUUUCUACUACAUCAUGAUGAUGGCUCAUGUUUGGUUCUCCCCACAAACUGCUGGCUCGAUCUCAAACCAAGUAAACCAAAAGGCACUACUGACGGCACAAUUUGCAGGGGUUGUAUGCUUUGUUGACAGCAAGGUUCACGUCCCUGGUCAGAUCGCUAUGUUGCUGGCAGAAGUCGGUCGUUUCUUCGCAGCUCAUGGGAGGGAUGGUGAAGUCAGGGAGUUUGUGGAGUUCUUGGCAUCCGCCUUCGGCUUUACAAUGAUCGUUAUCACAGCAUCGGUGUUGUACGAGCACACCAUCAGAGAGCGCUUCUCAGCACAGUUUCGACACGUCGAUGCCGAGCAAAUGAUCGCCAGCUUUCGGACACUCCUGCAUGGUGUUUGUGAUGCUGAGAUAUUACUGGACGGGCAGCUGCGGAUUCUGGAUGAGGGCGCUGGGCUGAAACGUCUUCUCUCGACUAGCGAGAGCCUUCGAGGCAAAGACUUUCAGGAGUUUCUGACUCACGACGAAGAUGAAAAGAGCCGGUUCUCUGACUUCAUUUCCAAAUGCGACGGGUCGACGGAUGAGUCCAGAGCGCCUCCUUGUCUCCGUGUCUCCAUGCAGCCCAAGUCUUGUGGACGCCUCGGUAUAGAUCUUUUUCAUGUUGCUGUGCCACAACUCUACGAUUGUGAUGGGGUCUGCCACUUGCUGGCCAUGAAACUGGAUGCCGAUUGCUUGGCAGUGCCUGAUGCCAAAGAUAUUUCGCCCUGCCUCUCACAGAUCAUCUCUCAGCCUCUAAACAUUCAGCGACCGAGUUCAAGAGCUGGAUUUUCAGACUGCUCAGGACCAGUCCUGCUGCAAUCGCCUGGCUUGAAGGAGAUUAUGCUGCUCAUAAAUGCAAAGGAUCAUGCCGUGACGCAGGUGCACCUGAGCUACAAGAGGUCGAGGUCGAAGCGUGGUCGAUCAGCCUUAGCGCCAUCCUUAAGAGAUUUUGUAAGACCAACAGAUUGGGGCACCGUGUCUCAGAGAGUUCUGGAUUAUGCUCGUCGAGAGAGCAUUUGUACGGAAGAGUCCCUGGAGCGAGUAUAUUUUCGAACGCUUGAUCGCCCUUCAGCAUACAUGCUGGCGCAAUCGGCGAGACUCAAGCCUUAUGCUAUCCAACCAGCUGGCCAAGAUUGCAGUCAGUUUUGGCUUCAUCUCAAGGAUUUCCGUCGCAAACAACAGCCCGAGCAACGUGCGCCAAGCGAGCUCGCAGACAUAGGGGAAGGCUUUUCCGGUGACGGUGAGUCGGAGACAGAAAGCCCUUAG
Messenger RNA from Symbiodinium necroappetens, 1500 nucleotides. The record is from the annotation of a GenBank genome assembly. Lineage: Eukaryota; Dinophyceae; Suessiales; Symbiodiniaceae.